This is a messenger RNA of Pyrenophora tritici-repentis Pt-1C-BFP, 1581 nucleotides long. NCBI's taxonomy places the organism in Eukaryota, Fungi, Ascomycota, Dothideomycetes, Pleosporales, Pleosporaceae. The record is from RefSeq and is a predicted model, not a curated record.
AUGACCCAGCCUUUCCAUUGUCCCGACUUUAAUAUGUUGCUGGAGCACAACAACCGCGACAAUAUAACUGCGGGGAACAAUCCUGCCACUGUCUUAGAGAAUACGAUUGAUCCGUCACUCGAAUACAUUCCUAGGGGAUUACCCUUUGCAGGCUACGGAUCGCAGAACCGCCACAAUCAAGUCCCUGCCCCGCAAACGACUGACAAUCAUCGUCCAACUGCUCACGAGGCUUCACGCUCAAUGCCUGCCCCGCCGCCUGUUCGCAAUGUCCCACAGUCAGGUAAUCCCCGCAGCCAGUUCCUCUCGGGAAUUCCACUUCAUGAUUACAUGUUUCCGCAGGGCGGUCUUAUCAACGCCACGGUCGUCGAUAUCAUCGUGAUCUUUCCGCAGUGGUUCCGCAACCCAUAUAUUCUGGAACGCUUCCUGAACAAUGGCAUCACCGCAAACAUCCAGUUUGUCAUCUUGACGAAUACCGACACCUUGGCCUCACUUCAGAAACAGAUGAGGAAGUACUUGGAUUCCAAGUGGACCAAGCAGACUCACCGGGCACCAUAUGGCUGGAAUACGCAGACCAUGUCAAUCCACGACUUCAAGCCAGAGUCUAUGGUGUCCGGUGGUCCAUAUGAAGCUCCACCAUCUAUACCCUUCAAAGACCUAGCUAUCGGCCUCAAGAAGCUUCCCGUGGGGAGUGACGCGGGCGACUUGACACGCGCGCUGGAUUACGCCAUGCAAAACUAUAAGCUGGAUGAGCAUGGCCACCCGGUCGAUUUCGUCUUCCCAGACGACAUUCACCUCAUCUUGGACGCAAUCGGUCGUACAGUGGUUACUGCAGGUAACGCCGACGUAUCCAUCAUCAUUCGAUAUCACAACAUCAUUCGAGAACAUGAGGCGGUGCGACGUAAGAAGCUUGCGGAGGACCGUAGGCAGACGGCUGAUGAACGCAGACAACAGGAGUUGGCAGUAGAGGCUGCUAAUCAGUCCAUGAAUCAGGAUCAUGAACAUCAGAUUCCUACGCAGCAGUCAUCACUGUAUGGAUAUGGACAGAUGGACUGGCAAGUCCCGCAGCCUGCACCACAACACUACCAGUCAGACGGUGAGUAUGGCGGCAUGUCGUCUACUGGUAUGGGCUUCCAUCCACCACGCACAUACUCCCAAGAUGCAGCCGCAGCCGUCGCGUCAAGACUAACAUCUUACGGCACACCCCAGACCACCACCUCCCUCCCUCCCAUCCCCUCCAUCUGCGUCUUCUCGCCCUCCGAUGACGACACCUCACAACCUCCACCCCAGCAGUCUUGGCAGCCGCAGGACCCCGUAGCCGCCCAACAGCAAAUCGAAGAUUGGGUAGCUGCAAACAAGACGUUCGACCUAAACGGUGUGCCCCAGUGUUCUAUGCACCCCGCCAUGCUUCUCCGAGAGUGCGCAGACCGGUUUGCAGCGGAUGAUACGAGUGAUAUUGCGCGCGCGGCGAGGUGGGCGGUGGCGCUUGGAGAUUCGGACGUUUUGGAGUGGACGGUGGGCGAUGCGGAGAUGAUUGUUGGACUGUUGGAUGCGGCGGCGAACGGGUUUGAGGGAUUUAUUUGA